CGCUGUUUAAUUUUUUAACGUACAAACUAAACAAUUUGACUUGAACAUUUCAUUCGACUAAUGAUUAAAAAGCUAUUUUGUUUUUUUCCCCCAGUUUAUAAAGCACGUCUUUUGAACUGUAUAGAGAUGUACUUGAUGUGUCUAAAAUUUAUAAUCUGCUCAGACAAAUCCUUCAAAUUUCCCUGACCGACAGACAGACUUUUUUGAAUCCAAUUGGGAAAUUUUUGUUUUACAGCAGCACGAUAAAGAAUAAAAAUCAUUCACUCCGUACUGGUAUUCUACAUAACGAAAAAGGCUUUCUAUUCUAGUAUAUUAAAAAAAAAAUAAAGUAAGGCUUUUUCUGAGUUUCCGAGUUUAUGCUAUCAUUAGUUGACAAGCUUUUGCUGUCGUUUUGUCUUUUCUGUUCUCACAAAAUCUAUUCUUUGUGAUUAUUUGGAAACCCGGAAGUACUUGUUCACAGUUUCUUCCCAUCCGGUGUAGAGUGGCGUGUUUACAUCCUGUCUUAAGCAUGCUAGCCGGAGAGUUUGGUGUCCAGAAACAUUAACGUUUACGACAGAGAAAUCGGGUAGUUGGCCAACCGGAUGUUUUUUCUGUUGUUUGUAGCUUCUUUUAAAGAGAAGACAGUGAAGAAAUGUCUGCUCCCGACAAUGCCACAGCUAGACCUAACGUGGACCAGAAGGUGCUGCAGUAUGAAACCUUCAUCAAUGAAGUCCUGAAGAGAGACUUACAGAAGGUGGUGGAGCAGAGGGAUCAGGUUUAUGAGAAGAUCUCUCAGUACCUGCAGCUGAAGAACACCAUACAGAGUCUGCAGAUGCUAGCCAUGCUAACCCUGUGUUUGUGUUACAGCUUCACUGAGCAGCUCACAAAAGACUCUGCCAAAAUAAAAGCCCACAUCCGCAUGGUGCUGGAGGGUUUGAGGGAGCUGCAGGGCCUGGGCGACCUGCCAGAGACGGGUUAACGAAAGCCGGCUGCUGAUGUCAACGGUGUGUUUUGGGAAAACAGGGUCAAGGAGAAGGAAAGACUUCAGGACUAAAGCCUGAAAGUCGUCACAGAGCUGAAGAGGAGGAUUAGUGCCUGAGCCUUCUCAGAGUCAAAACUCACAGUCAUGAAACACGUACACUCGACGUGUCUUUGUGUCUUUGUGAAACUCGUCUGUUGAAAAUCAGAGAAUAUUCCUGUUUUUUGUUUUUUGUUGUCUUCAGUGUCACAUUGAAAAAGGGGGCUGCUCAGAGAUGAUCCUGCAGCCUCUAAACAGACACUUUCAGUCAAUAUGACAAACCUGAUCUCAUAGGUUGAAAAUAAUGUGACAGGAAGUGAGUGAUGUUUCACUGUUUGGAGUUUGAAAUAAAUUGUUUUGUGAAAAUGA
Molecule: messenger RNA, 1366 nt
Organism: Neolamprologus brichardi
Lineage: Eukaryota; Metazoa; Chordata; Actinopteri; Cichliformes; Cichlidae
Source: RefSeq, a predicted model, not a curated record